Messenger RNA from Dentiscutata erythropus, 360 nucleotides. The record is from the annotation of a GenBank genome assembly. Lineage: Eukaryota; Fungi; Glomeromycota; Glomeromycetes; Diversisporales; Gigasporaceae.
AUGGUAGAAGUUUUUGGCCAUUCCUGGGAAGAUAAGGUGCGAUCUAUUUGCAAGAAGAUUAAAUGCUUUGAGAAUGAAGAUAAGGCUAUUUAUCAGUCUUUAGAAUGUUGGAGCGAGAAUACUUUAAACUUUUUAAUACAAGAAGUUGGCUCUCAAAAAGGACCUGAAGUAUUUCGAGUAGCUAAAAGAACCUUUGAGCUAUACAAUGCUCGAGGAAUUUGGAAUCUGUACCAAGCAGAAAAGAUAAAUUACAGGGUUUUAGCUCAUAUGUAUGACUCUGAUUUUGAGGUGUUUAAACAAGAAGCUUAUCAUGCCUACUUAAAAGAAGCUGGUGAUUCUACUAUUCCCGACAAGUUUUAA